Conger conger (European conger) is the source of this 4317-nucleotide messenger RNA. RefSeq names its product CD109 molecule (gene cd109). The coding region runs from base 1 to 4317 and encodes 1438 amino acids. Lineage: Eukaryota; Metazoa; Chordata; Actinopteri; Anguilliformes; Congridae. Gene Ontology annotation, cellular component: extracellular region. The transcript has 32 exons. Gene Ontology annotation, molecular function: endopeptidase inhibitor activity. The record is from RefSeq and is a predicted model, not a curated record.
AUGUCCCCUUCAGCUUCCUCGGAUAUCAAGGAACCUCCCAGGCCGAGCCCUUCAUAUCUCAUCUCAUCUCCGCAAGUUCUGCGGCCCAAAAUAAAUACCUCUCUGUCAGUCACUGUCCUUGCUCAAUACCCCUUAAGGGUGACCUCAGAGAUCGUCAAUGGUAACACCAGCGUGGUCAGCGCUCAGGAAGGUCUUUUUCAAGGAGGUAAACGGGUUGAAUCAAGGAUUCCGGACAGUGCCAUACACUAUUCAUCCCCCUACACGCUGGUGGUUAUGGGUUAUGUCCGUGAGAGGUUGGUGUUUACCAACUCCAGCGUUCUGCGCUUCAGCCCCAAGAGCUACUCCACCUUCAUUCAGACCGACAAGUCCACCUACAAACCGGGCCAGGCGGUGAAAAUCCGCACAGUGUCCAUUUUUCCGGACGGCAAACCGUGCAAGAGCAAGGUGGAUAUCGUCAUUAAGGAUCCGAAGAGAAACACGAUCCUCCAGUGGAUGACAUUGGACAGCUUCCUGGGCGUUGUUUCCAGAGAGUUUCAGCUGUCUGACAACCCUCCUCUCGGGGAGUGGGCUAUUGAAGCGACGGUCGAUGGAGUGCUGAGCGAGAAAACGUUCACAGUGGACAACUAUGUGCUUCCGAAGUUUGACAUUCAGAUACAAGCUCCCACGGCAAUCUAUUAUACGGAUGACCUAACAGGAACUGUCCGAAGCCAUUACACUUUUGGGAAGCCAGUGAAGGGACUGUUGACAGUGACAGCUCAAUUUCAGAUUUAUGCCAAGCCCAUGAGUGCAAAUAAAACCAUGGAGAUUGAUGGCUCCGCUCAUUUCAUCUUCAACCAAAAUGACUUAUAUGAAUAUUCAAAGCACAAUGAAAGGGAUGAAGUCAUAUACCUCACAGCCAGUGUCACCACCUUCACAGGAUUGACGUACAACACAACAAUUGAAGUAAAUGUUAUAAGAAAUAAAUAUCAGCUUACAUUUCUGGAAUCUUCCAGCGCAUUAAGGCCAUCUUUAAAUUUCUCAACAUACCUGAAAGUGCGUUCGUACAGCAAGACCUUGACCGCAGAGAUCCUGCGGGAGAAUGUGACGGUGACCGUGACUCAGCUGAAAAGCAGCCCCUGGAGCUGGAGACAGGACGAGUGGGACAGUCUCUGGCCCCAGGGCAGAAACGGCUCUGAGUUCCUGCAGGGUCUGCCUGGUCGCGGCCCUCUCGGAGAAGAUGAUGCUCAGCUGAUGACGAUGACCUUCCCGGUGCCUGCCGACGGAGUCAUCCCCAUCCAAGUUCUAGUUUCAGAUUACGUGGCUACGGUCAUCAUUAAGGCCACUUUGGGGGAUAGCAAAGCCACCUUGCAGAUGUAUAGCAGCUACUCUUCCCCCACUUCAUCUUACAUCCAGAUCAGCAGAGACCAUUCUCCUAUACAGGUUGGAGUCCCCUUGCACUUGGUUGUACAGAGCAAUUUUCCAUUAAGGGAAUUUCACUAUUUGCUGGUGUGCAGGGGACAGGUGGUGGCUGCAGGGAAGGGCAGCCACUCCUUCACUCUGACUCCCGAUGAGUCAUGGGCCCCGCACGCCAGUGUGAUUGUCUACACCGUCCUCGCCAACGGAGAGGUCGUUAAUGACAUGAUGGUCAUUCCUGUCGCCCAAGUGCUGAGGAACAAUGUGUCUCUGAGCUGGAGUCAGGCGUCAGUGAAACCGGGAGAGGAGGUGACGCUCGGGGUGUCUGUGAUGGAGCCCAAAUCUCUGGUGGGAAUUCUGGUGGUCGACAAGGCUGCUAAGCUGUUGAAGCAGGACAAUGACAUCACAUUGGAAGCGGUUCUGGAAGAACUGACUGAAUAUGACACGGACAAAAAGGUCAGCAGUCCUUGGCGUGAAAUCAUGAGGAGUGACCCAUACUCUAUUUUCGAGGCCUGUAACCUGAUGGUUUUAACAGAUGCCACAUUAUCUAAAGUGAAGGCCCAGGAACACGUACCAAUGUUCCCAGGGGAGGGAAUACAGGAAUUAUUUCAGGCCGAGGAAGUGGUGGCCUCGGAGCCACGAGUGAGAAAGCUAUUCCCGGAGACUUGGCUGUGGCUUGACGCUAACAUGAGUGAUUCAACCACAGCAAGUUUCAGUGUUACAGUGCCAGACAGCAUUACUUCCUGGAUCGCUACAGGAUUUGUGAUGUCAGAGAAUCGAGGCCUGGGGCUCGUUAGUCUCCCACAAAAGCUUACGGUCUUCAAAAACUUCUUCCUGGCGCUGAAACUGCCGCGUCUCAUCGUCCGAGGGGAGAGCAUUGUGCUGGAGGCCAUCGUUUUCAACUACCUGCCGCAUGAGCUGGAGGUCAUGGUGAUUGUUGCUGAGAGUGAGGCCUUCGACUUUGACAAUGUACCUGACCAUGACCUGUCAAUGGCCAGUACACAGACAGUGUACGUGGGGAGCCAGGAUAGCGCUACGGCACUCUUUCCCCUAAGACCCAAAAUGCUCGGGGAGAUCCCCAUCUCCGUGAAAGCCAUCUCUGCUGUCUCGAGCGAUGCCAUAAUUAAGAACAUUCUGAUCAAGCCUGAAGGAAUUGAGCGGACUUUCUCAAAGUCUAUAUUUUUGGAGCUGGACUCAGCAGAGCAUCGCCUGAUGAGAGUGAUCAACUUCACCUUCCCCCCAGAUGUGGUGCAGGGCAGUCAGAGGGCUGAAGUGGCUGCAGUCGGUGACAUCCUGGGCCCUUCCAUCACCGGGCUGGAGUCCCUCAUUCAGAUGCCCUAUGGGUGUGGGGAGCAGAACAUGAUCAACUUUGCUCCCAACGUUUAUGUGCUUCAGUACCUGGUCAAAGCAGGACAAGUCACAGAGAAAAUCAGAAGCAAAUCCAUAUCCUUCAUGACGCAAGGUUACCAGCGAGAGCUCUCAUACCAGAGAAUAGACGGCUCCUUCAGUGCUUUUGGCAAUUCAGAUGCCUCUGGGAGUACAUGGCUGUCUGCGUUCGUGCUGAGGUGCUUCCUGCAGGCCCGUCCAUAUAUCUACGUUGACCCAGGCGUGCUCUCCAGGACGGCGGCCUGGCUGGUGAAACAGCAGAGGCCGGAUGGGGCCUUCCUGGAGCCAGGCCGGGUCAUCCACACAGAGCUCCAGGGGGGGCUGGACGGUCCCGUUGCACUGACUGCCUACGUGCUGCAUGCCCUGCUGGAGGACCCGGCCUACAUGAUCGAGUACGACAAGACCUUGACCCAAGCGUUGGCCUUUCUGGAACGCAAGCUGGAAUCUGGUAUCUCCAGUAACUACAGCCUGUGUCUGGUAGCAUACGCUCUGUCUUUGGCUAACCACUCCAGCGCCAACAAAGCCUUGAUGGAACUGUUUGACAGAGCAGCCAUACAAGAUAACGUGAUGUCCUGGAGCUCCUCGGGGCUGUUGAAGACGCGACGGCCGCGUUCAUCGGACAUUGAGAUGGCCGCCUACGUGCUCCUCUCCGUGUUCAAACUGGGCAUGCUGGAUAAGGGCUUCCCACUGCUGAAAUGGCUGAUCGUGCAGAGAAACCACCUGGGAGGUUUUGGCUCCACGCAGGACACGAUCAUCGCUCUGCAGGCCCUGUCCUGGUACGCAGGCCUCGGCAGCUCCUCAGCCAUCGACCUAAGCAUCAAAGUCGUCCACAAGCCCUCUCUCAUGGAAGCCCGCUUCCACAUCGACUCCACCAAUUAUCUGCUCCGCCAGAGCCAAGAGAUUGAUGCAGAGAGAGAUAUCAACAUUGAGGUCUUUGCUGAAGGUCGAGGAUUUGCGCUUUUACAGCUGAACGUGUUCUAUAACUUGGAGAGUGGAGGGUUGGCAUGGAGACGCCGCGAUACCGAAGAAGAGGACGCGUUUUAUCUUACUGUGGAAGUCACCGACGGGAGCCUGGACCACCUCACCAUCCACGUGUGCACAAGGCUGCUUGAGAGCGAGGGCAUUAAUCAGACGGGCAUGGCGAUAAUGGAAGUGGGGCUCCUCAGUGGCUUUGUCCUUGAUCAGAAUGGCGUGGAGACCAGCUACGUCAUUAAGAAAGUGGAUGAGGACCAAGAACGAGUCCAUAUUUACUUGGAUUCGGUGACCCUUAUGCCAUUGUGUGUCAAAAUCCGACUAAUAAGGGACUUCAAAGUGGCAAAAGUUGAGGAUGCUGUGGUCGUUGUCUAUGACUACUACGAGCCUGGUAGGAGGGCGGAGCAGACGUACAACUUCCAGGCUUUGCGGAACACGUCACCCUGCGACUUCUGCGGGUACGACUGCCACCAGUGCACAGGGUUGACCUAUGCGUCCGCCAGCCCCUCCCUCAGCCACAGCGCGGCCUGGAUUCCUGCCGCAUUGCUCCUCCUCUUCCUCGCUUAA